Molecule: messenger RNA, 333 nt
Organism: Pseudogymnoascus destructans
Lineage: Eukaryota; Fungi; Ascomycota; Leotiomycetes; Thelebolales; Thelebolaceae
Exons: 2
Coding region: 1-333 (110 amino acids)
Source: RefSeq, a predicted model, not a curated record
AUGUACCCCCUUGUCUAUGGAACGUCAAACUUCUUCCAGGAAGAAGUGGUCGGCGUAUCUGACGCCAUUGAAGCGUGGGCUGGAAAGGGCGAGAUAGCUCGACCUGCACGCCAAAGCGGAGUCCCUGAUCCUAGACGGUCGUAUAAUAUAGGUGGCGAUGGCGUUCCUAUGGAAUACUGGUCUGAUAAGUAUCAAUGGCUGCCUGCGACCUUGGCUUUCCAGGAAGACGGGACUGUGACGUUCACGAGUUACAUCAAUAACCUGCACCCAAAGAAAUACCCUAGCAUCUACCGCAUGAUAGAGAAGCUUAUUGACAUAGCUAUUCCUGCCUGA